AUGUGUCACCCGUUCUGGGUUUGUGGAGAGGUGGAGGAAGUGCUGGGAUAUGUGGGGGGGUCUUGGUCAACUGAUAACAACGUCAGCGACUUCCUUCAGUCUCUUCACAAGACAGAGAGCAGAGACGGGCCGACCACGGCAGACAGGAAAAUGAAGGUCAUCCUGCUGAUCGCUGUCAUGAGCAGCUGCGCUGUGGGAGACGAGGAUUUCUUCAACAAUCAGCCCUGUGAGCCGACCAAUAGGAAAUGCGCUUUCGAGAACUUUAAAGAAAACCACAUCCUACCAAAAAACUUUGAUACCAGUUCAAAAUCUGCAUGGGAGUGCCGUAUCCAAAGCUUGAGCCGUUGCAAAAUGACACCUCUGACCUUCAUCGAGGAAUCAAACACCAACCGUGUUAUAAAAAUCUGCAACGGCGGCGGCUGGAACUGGGAGGGCAACUUGUGCACGAGUACCUCAAAUAUCCCAGUGUAUGUAGUGAAAGUGAACAUGACGGAUUGCAAGAUUCUAAAUGUCCCGAUGAAAACGGACGAACUGGUGACGGUGGCCUGCGACAAAGUUGGCAAGAGAUGCCUUCCGGUUCAUUUGCAGGCAAAACAAACUAAGGAGCGAGAGAAAGUCACCUGCUCCUCUGCUGCUGCUGACGAUUAUUGGUCUGAUGAGCAAUUUAACAUCUCAAUCAGGAUUGGCUAAGAGAUGAUUAAAAAUACUGGGAAAGUGCGUCUGCGCUGUUGCUGUUAGAAAAUUGAACCUGCUCCAGCAAUCCUGCAAUGAAUUGCUGGAGAAGUUCUGCACCAAAGCCUUUUUUUUUUUUAUUGCAUUAUUAAAAGUGGACAUUUUACAAUCAUCCUUUUACAUGUCAGUUUAAUUUUUGUUCAUUUUGGAUAAGGUGUGAAUACAAACAUCUGUUGAAAAUGUAGAGCUUUCAAAAGUAGAGUUGAAACCAGAAGUCUGCAUCCACCGAAUACAAAGAGACAAACACUUUUUUUUUUCUCUCCCUGUCUGAAGCUAAAUCCGACCAAAUGCGUCUCGUUUUAGGUUAGUUAAAGUUAUUUCAACUAGUUUUAUUUGCUAAAUGCCAGAAAACUUAGUGAAAAAAUGUUUUGGAGAUUGUUUUUUUUGUUACUUUCUUCAAAUUCAGAAGGUUUGGAAACAUCUGGUUCCAACUGCACAUGCAGUCACAUUAAUUGUUUCUAUCCUGAUGUCCUUAUUAACUGCUGAGCAAAUUACUGUUGCUUUGAAUGUUGCCUAAUAAAGCUCAUAUGAAAUCUGACUUUGUCCUGUUAUCCAAUCACAGCUCAUGUUUUAAAACAGCUCUGCAGUUCUGAGAGUUAUUAAAGCAGCUAUGAAGCUAUUAGCCA
Molecule: messenger RNA, 1358 nt
Organism: Xiphophorus hellerii (green swordtail)
Lineage: Eukaryota; Metazoa; Chordata; Actinopteri; Cyprinodontiformes; Poeciliidae
Exons: 4
Coding region: 1-690 (229 amino acids)
Source: RefSeq, a predicted model, not a curated record